Molecule: messenger RNA, 768 nt
Organism: Lasiodiplodia theobromae
Lineage: Eukaryota; Fungi; Ascomycota; Dothideomycetes; Botryosphaeriales; Botryosphaeriaceae
Product: Ubiquitin-conjugating enzyme protein
Exons: 4
Coding region: 1-768 (255 amino acids)
Source: RefSeq, a predicted model, not a curated record
AUGCCCGCGAGCCUCCGCCAUGGCUGCCCGGACGGCGUGUACAUGAGUAUCACGCCUGGCGAUACGUCCGUCUGGACUGGCGUGAUGUUCAUCCGCAAAGGCCCAUAUGCACCUGCAAUUCUCCGAGUCCAGAUUUCUUUUCCACGGGCAUAUCCAGCGGUGCCGCCGCUGGUGACACUGUCCACGGACAUUUUCCACCCGCUGGUGACUCCACUGACCACGUAUACCUACACGACUGGCUCGGCGAGCGGUGAGACUGUCAGUGCCACCGACGAAGAGCGUCUUCCCCCUGGCGGCUUCAGCCUCCGCCAUGGUUUCCCGCAAUGGUUUUCGCGUACGCGUCGGAGCACCAAAAACAGCCAGCCCGACGCCGGCGACGAAACCAACCACCACCCGCCCCCCGUUGCCAAGAUCCUCAAGUAUAUCCAGGCAUCAUUCACCGACGAGUCCAUCCUGGACUCGGUGACGGUUGAGUCUGCCGCCAACCCGGGGGCUUAUCACGCGUGGCGGUCCUACAGGGACAACCAGUACACUGAACUGCAGCCCAUGACCAAGCCCAGCGCCGCGCCCGCAACCAGGAGCCGCCAUCCGGGCGAAUGGAACUGGGAAGGCGUGUGGGAAGAAAGAGUCAAGAAAGGCAUUAACGGCAGCAUCUCCGACGGCGUGCUCUACGGCGCUGGGGUCGAGGGCGACGAUGUGGUUCGGUUUGCUCAAGUCGACAAGGACAUUCUCGAAAAAGCGAAGGCGCGAAUCCUCAAGCAAGCAUAG